CAGCAUCGGUAUCAUCUAUGGUUUUGCGGCAAAUCAGUACAUGAGGACUCACGUGGAAGAGACUCGGAAAUUGUCAGACAGUAACUUCAACGACCUGAGAACUCUCCUGAAUGCGGUGCCAGGGCAAAUUGACUAUAUACUGGACCAGUUUACCCACACUAAGGAGAAAGCAUUUGACGAUCUGGAUAAUAUUAACUCAUUGCUGGGAGGCAGCAUUUAUGAGCGUCUCAGACCCAAAGUGCUCCCUGUGCUGAAGGACAUCAAGGCCUUGGCAGAAGACAUGAAAACUAAUAGAGCUACCCUGGUCCGACUGAACACUCUCUUAACGGACAUGAAGCAGUCGUCUGCACAUCUUCGCACCAGCCUGAGAGACAUGAAAACGAGCAUAGAGCAAACACUCACGGAUCCCCAGUGCUCCUUUCCUGUGACAGCGACCACGUGCGCCAGCAUCAGUCAGUCUCUGAGCGUCCUUGAUGGCAGCGCCAAUUUUGAUCAGCUCCCAUCUUUGGAUGGACACAUUGCUCAGCUUGAUGGACUUCUUCAAACAGAUUUGUCCAGCCUGGUCCAAAAGGCCAACGACUCUCUUUCUGACAUACCUGAGGAAGUGAAAAAUCAAACCAGAGACUUCAUAUCAGAGUUUAAAAAGACCUUGAAUUCCAUUCACUCUGAUGUCAAAAAUGUAAGCACAAAGAUUCCUAUUCAGAAGACACUGUCGAAUUUCGUCCGUUACAUUAAUAACUCUGAAGAUUAUAUCCUCCACUAUUUACCCACUGUGGAAAAAUGCAAUUCAUACAGGUCAGUGCCCUCUUUGAGCAGUGCCACCAUGAGCGUGCAACUUGCUGGGGAGGGGGGUGAAAAUCUGACGAUAUAACCAGGAUAAUCUUAA
This is a messenger RNA of Odocoileus virginianus texanus, 886 nucleotides long. NCBI's taxonomy places the organism in Eukaryota, Metazoa, Chordata, Mammalia, Artiodactyla, Cervidae. The record is from RefSeq and is a predicted model, not a curated record.